AUGGCAAUAAGAAACCAAGAAGUUACGAACUCUUUGAUAGAAGAAGCAGAAUUAUAUCUGGGCAGACAUCAAAUAUUGGAGCUAUUUGAAGAUCUUUGCACGCUAUUAGCUUUUGAGAAACCAGCAGACGUAAAAGGUUUUCUUAUUAAUGAACUUAAAAAUCGAAAAGUGAGAGGACCAGCAGGAAAUGUUAUCUUCACCGAGCAAGAACUAAAAAAUGUGUUUACCUUAUUUGAUCUAAGACAAGAAGGGCUCCUAAAUAGAGAGCAAUGCAAAGAAGCCUUGAGAACAAUCGCUCAUUCUGCGCAUCAGCAUGAAACAGUUGACAAGCUAGAUGUCGCAGAUCGUGUUGACGUGAUGAACUUUAGGAAAUUAGUGAUGCAUGUCUUAGAAGGGAAAAGUAAAUAA
Messenger RNA from Blepharisma stoltei, 408 nucleotides. The record is from the annotation of a GenBank genome assembly. Lineage: Eukaryota; Ciliophora; Heterotrichea; Heterotrichida; Blepharismidae.